UCAUCCACCUCCUCCCACAGCUCAUCCCAGCAGAGUUGAGGAAAAGCGACACUGAACUGAACCGACUCUUUAAAACAAAGUAAACUCACUGCUUCGUCUUAACUUAUCUAAACCUAGACAGUGUUAAAGAGGAGCUUUGGGGAGUUUAUUUCGCCUUCCUUUGUGUUGGUGAGGUUUAUUUUACAGGGAAAUCAGAGACAGGACAAAAGUUUUCAGCAGGACGAAAUUUUUUAAGCCUCCAUUUUGAAGCGCGUCACAAAAUUGUUUGGACCUCUGAAAACAUGACGGCUAUUAACACGCCCAACAUCAACUUUAAAUGGGACCCCAAGAGCCUGGAGAUCCGCACGCUGGCUGUAGAGAGACUCCUGGAGCCCCUCGUCACCCAGGUGACCACUCUGGUGAACUCGAGCAACAAAGGGCCGUCCAACAAGAAGAAGGGCCGCUCCAAAAAGGCGCACGUCCUGGCCGCGUCGGUGGAGAGCGCCACGCACAACUUCCUGGAGAAGGGUGAGAAGAUCGCCAAGGAGAGCCAGUUUCUCAAAGAGGAGCUCACCGCCGCCGUCGAGGACGUCCGCAAGCAAGGAGAGUCAAUGCGUCAGGCCUCGGGCGAGUUUGCUGAAGACCCCUGCUCCUCGGUGAAGAGAGGGAACAUGGUGCGAGCGGCUCGCGCUCUUCUCUCAGCCGUCACACACCUCCUGGUGCUGGCCGACAUGUCUGAUGUCUACCUACUGCUUCUGCAGCUCAAACUGGUGGAGGAAAACUUGGCGAAGGUGCGUAAUGCCGGGACGGAGCAGGACCUGGGCAUCCAGUACAAAGCUCUGAAGCCUGAAGUGGAUAAACUCAACAUGAUGGCAGCAAAGAGACAGCAGGAGCUGAAGGACGUGCAGCACAAGGAGCAGAUGGCGGCGGCACGAGGCGUGCUGCAGAGAAACGUCCCCCUGCUGUACACGGCGUCCCGCGCCUGCUUGCAGCACCCAGACGUAGCCGCAUACAAGGCCAACAGAGAGCUCAUCUACAAGCAGCUGCAGCAGGCCGUCUCGGGGAUCUCUAACACGGCCCAGGGCGUCAGCACCGAGGACUCCGGACUGGGGCAGCACACGGGGCCCGGAGAGCUCGCUGGGGCGCUCAACAACUUUGAUAAGCAGAUCAUCGUGGACCCCCUGAACUUCAGCGAGGAACGCUUCCGCCCAUCGCUGGAGGAACGCUUGGAGAGCAUCAUCAGCGGGGCCGCGCUCAUGGCCGACUCGUCCUGCACGCGUGACGACCGCCGCGAGCGAAUCGUAGCCGAGUGUAACUCCGUGCGCCAGGCGCUGCAGGACCUGCUGUCCGAGUACAUGGGCAACGCCGGGCGCAAGGAGAGGAGCGACGCGCUGAACACCGCCAUCGACCGAAUGACCAAGAAGACUCGAGACCUGCGCAGACAGCUGAGGAAGGCCGUGAUGGACCACGUGUCCGACUCCUUUCUGGAGACCAACGUCCCCCUGCUGGUCCUCAUCGAAGCUGCCAAAAACGGAAACGAGAAGGAGGUGAAGGACUACGCCCAGGUUUUCCGCGAGCAUGCUAACAAGCUGAUUGAGGUGGCCAACUUGGCCUGCUCCAUCUCCAACAACGAGGAGGGCGUGAAGCUGGUGCGCAUGGCCGCCAUGCAGCUGGAGACCUUGUGCCCUCAGGUGAUUAACGCGGCGCUGGCCCUGGCUGCCAAACCCAACAGCAAGGUGGCCCAAGAUAACAUGGACCUGUUUAAGGAGCAGUGGGAGAAGCAGGUGCGCGUGCUCACAGACGCCGUCGACGACAUCACCUCUAUCGAUGACUUCCUGUCUGUGUCCGAGAAUCACAUCCUGGAGGAUGUGAAUAAGUGUGUGAUCGCCCUGCAGGAGAGGGACGUAGAUGGGCUGGACCGCACGGCCGGCGCCAUCAGAGGACGAGCCGCCCGCGUCGUCCACGUCGUCACCUCAGAGAUGGACAACUACGAGCCUGGAGUUUACACCGAGAAAGUUCUGGAAGCCACUAAACUCCUGACUGAUACAGUGAUGCCACGUUUCACCGAGCAGGUGGAAGCAGCAGUGGAGGCUCUGAGUAACAAUUCUCAGCCAGUGGACGAGAACGAGUUCAUCGACGCGUCUCGUCUAGUGUACGACGGCGUGAGGGACAUCAGGAAGGCCGUGCUCAUGAUCCGGACCCCCGAGGAACUGGACGACUCCGACUUCGAGACCGAGGACUUCGACUCUCGCAGCAGGACCAGCGUGCAGACGGAAGACGAUCAGCUCAUCGCCGGACAAAGCGCUCGGGCCAUCAUGGCUCAGCUGCCACAGGAGCAGAAGGCUAAAAUCGCAGAACAGGUGGCCAGCUUCCAGGAGGAGAAAAGUAAACUGGAUGCUGAGGUCUCCAAGUGGGACGACAGCGGCAAUGACAUCAUCGUUCUGGCCAAGCAGAUGUGCAUGAUCAUGAUGGAGAUGACUGACUUCACCAGGGGAAAAGGGCCACUGAAGAACACUUCGGACGUCAUCAGCGCCGCUAAGAAGAUCGCAGAGGCUGGGUCUCGAAUGGACAAGCUGGGACGCACCAUCGCUGAUCAAUGUCCUGACUCAGCGUGUAAGCAGGAUCUUCUGGCCUACCUGCAGCGCAUCGCUCUGUACUGUCACCAGCUGAACAUCUGCAGUAAGGUGAAGGCUGAAGUUCAGAACCUGGGAGGAGAGCUGGUCGUGUCUGGGCUGGACAGCGCCAUGUCUCUCAUCCAAGCAGCCAAGAACCUGAUGAAUGCCGUGGUGUCCACCGUCAAGGCUUCAUACGUGGCCUCCACCAAGUACCAGAAGUCUCAGGGCAUGCAGAACCUCAACAUGCCGGCCAUCUCCUGGAAGAUGAAAGCUCCUGAGAAGAAACCUCUGGUGAAGCGCGAGAAGCAGGACGACGGCCAGACCAACAGAGUCAAGAGAUCGUCUCAGAAGAAGCACAUCAACCCCGUGCAGGCUCUGAGCGAAUUCAAGGCCAUGGAUAGCAUCUGAGCAGCACCAUAUUCUGUCUCUCUCUCUCAUAAACACACACACACACACACACCUGAUUCAGCUUAUUCCCACAACACAACUCGGCGAGUCAUGUUGUAGCUGCAGAACUCUCUGCUUUAAACCACUGCUGUAGAUUCCUCCAUGUGGGCUGCUCUUUAAUUUCAGAGAUCAUUCCUCUGUGCUAGAAAUCUCUCUCUCUCUCUCUCUCUCUCUCUCUCUCUCUCUCUCUCUCUCUCUCUCUCUCUCUCUCUCCGUCUAUUUAUUCCACACCCCUCAUCCUUUUUAUACGCCUGUCAUUUAAAAGAAGAAAGGAUGAGGGCACUUUUAAUCCUACUACUCUGUAUUAAGUUCCUAAUGUUGAAAUGUUUUAUUAGUUUUUUUUUUUACUCGGUUCUGUCUGAUAUUUUCCACAUUCAAACGUUUUAUAGUCUCAGAACUAUGCAAACUCGUGCGGCCUUAAUCACACAAUCACAUGCAAUAACUCCAGUAACUCCGCCUCUGGGCCGCUUUAGUUCGGAGACCAAAGUGAGAGUUUUGCAGAUAGUUUUUAUUAUUAUUAUUAACCAGUGAUCUAUAGACACUAAAAGGAGUUUCUGUAUUUAGCUGAUUUUUAAACCCACCUGAAAUCGUCGCUUACGCUAAAACUUCGGCUUAAUUAUUAUUCUUUUUUGUUUUUUCUCCUGACCCCGUGUUGAAUAUUGUAAAAUAAAACUCAGGAGCCUCCUUUAAACGACUCCAUUGGAAACGAAUCAGCGGCGUCUUUAUCUAAAAAAAAAAAAAGAUUUCCACUAAAGAGCUGCGACACCUGGAGCGAGGGCAGAGUCGAUCCCCGAGUGGCACCGAGCCCCAUUGAUCUAAAGUGAGAACAUCCACUGAAAAUAGCUCCAAAUCACUGCUCUGUCUAUCAGCAUUACACACACACACACACACUUUCGGCCGCUCUGCAUUAAUCACUGAAGAAACCCAAAUCUCUCCCUGUGGCUAUAACUCAAAUCUUUAUUUUGUUUUAAAUUGAACAGUAUUCUCGUCUCAACUUUUUUCCUCCCCGUUAAAUGACCCGUAUUAUUGUCACCUUUUACAUUUUCUUGCUCGGAGUGUGUGACCGAGGUCGACAUGCAGCGUUAAGGGGACGGAGCUUUGACAUGAGCGACUGCAGCAAACGGGGACAGAGCCGGGCUCGGCCGCACUCGAGCGGAUCAGCGACCGGAUAGAUAUCUGUGAGGCUCGGGGGGGGGAGUGACUUGGUUAGAAGGUUAAAGGAAGUUUGAAUCGUUUGGGGAUUAAAUCUGUGCAUUAAAUACAUUAAAGUCUGUGCAUGUUUCCAGGUUGAGGGUUUUUUUUGUUUUCUUUAAAUAAACACUACACAUUUAUACACAGAAAUCCUGUUAUGUCGUGAACAAAUUUUUGAUCUGUCGAUUUGUUUUUGUAUCUCCAUUAAUUAACAAAAAAUAAAAACUAUUCAAUGAUA
Tachysurus fulvidraco (yellow catfish) is the source of this 4470-nucleotide messenger RNA. It is a transcript of the gene ctnna1, whose product is annotated as catenin (cadherin-associated protein), alpha 1. The record is from RefSeq and is a predicted model, not a curated record. Gene Ontology annotation, molecular function: cadherin binding; structural molecule activity; actin filament binding. The transcript has 18 exons. Gene Ontology annotation, biological process: cell-cell adhesion; cell migration. Lineage: Eukaryota; Metazoa; Chordata; Actinopteri; Siluriformes; Bagridae. Bases 282 to 3002 code for a protein of 906 amino acids. Gene Ontology annotation, cellular component: catenin complex; actin cytoskeleton; adherens junction.